Mytilinidion resinicola is the source of this 851-nucleotide messenger RNA. RefSeq names its product Arp2/3 complex 16 kDa subunit ARPC5. Gene Ontology annotation, molecular function: actin filament binding. The transcript is spliced from 4 exons. Gene Ontology annotation, biological process: Arp2/3 complex-mediated actin nucleation; regulation of actin filament polymerization. The record is from RefSeq and is a predicted model, not a curated record. NCBI's taxonomy places the organism in Eukaryota, Fungi, Ascomycota, Dothideomycetes, Mytilinidiales, Mytilinidiaceae. Gene Ontology annotation, cellular component: Arp2/3 protein complex; cytoplasm; actin cytoskeleton. The coding region runs from base 116 to 676 and encodes 186 amino acids.
GCAGCACCUCACUUCCACCAUCACCCAACGCCCGCGGACAGCCACCGAUCGCUCCCUGCCGCCCAGUUCUGAUUGUCCGUCCUUGCCUCGCACCAAUAUAGUGGACGCCGCCACCAUGGCUGCUGUCAAUUGGCGCACUAUCAAUAUCGACGCCCUCGACCCCGACUCCCCCGCCAACUUCGACCUCACCUCGCUCGCGCCCGCUGUUGCGCCCGUCUCGACAGCCGAUGUGCAGAGUCUCGCGGGGCACAUCCGGCAGCUGCUGCGGGGCGGCGACAGCGAGGGCGCGCUGAGGGGAGCGCUGGAGAACCCGCCGUACGGUGCUGAUGAGAGGGGCAAGGACGUCCACCUAGCCACCAUUAUCGAGAUCCUCCAGUCCAUCAGGCAGUCGGAGAUGUCACCAAUCCUCAGUCGUAUAUACCAGUCAGAUGGUGGAACGGAGGCGUUGGAUGUCCUGAUGAAAUAUGUGUACAAAGGCAUGGGACAUUCGAGCUCGGCAACCGCAACGAAGCAAAUCACACCCCAGGCGACCGGCUUUUCACAAGUCCACGGGCGCGGCGGCAGCGAGGGAGGUGGGCAGGCAAUGAGCGUGCUGCUAAGCUGGCACGAGAAGCUCGUAGAAAUCGCAGGCCCAGGCUGCAUCGUAAGGACAAUGUCAGACAGACGGGUAGUUUGAAUACGCGCCCAGCAGCGCUCAACAAGCAUGACUCACGAUCAGAAAGCGUUAUUGGGCUUUGGACACUCAGCAGAGGGCAGUUUCACGUCACCCGCUAGCCCGGCGACAGGCAGCAGAAACAAAAGGGAAGCACGAAGGGAAACGGAGCUCAAGAAAGCCGUCUGGGCCGUUACGU